Messenger RNA from Gastrolobium bilobum, 1377 nucleotides. Its product is annotated as probable plastidic glucose transporter 3. NCBI's taxonomy places the organism in Eukaryota, Viridiplantae, Streptophyta, Magnoliopsida, Fabales, Fabaceae. The transcript is spliced from 12 exons. Gene Ontology annotation, biological process: monosaccharide transmembrane transport. The record is from RefSeq and is a predicted model, not a curated record. Gene Ontology annotation, cellular component: membrane. The coding region runs from base 1 to 1377 and encodes 458 amino acids. Gene Ontology annotation, molecular function: hexose transmembrane transporter activity.
AUGGCUUCAGUACGUUUACUGAAUGGCAAAGCUUCAUGGCGGCGUUCGUUGGGGCAUGUACUAGUGGCUUCUCUUUCUUCAUUCUUAUUUGGUUACCAUCUUGGAGUAGUCAAUGAAACCUUAGAGAGUAUUUCCAUUGAUCUUGGCUUUAGUGGGAAUACCAUGGCUGAAGGUCUUGUAGUAAGCACAUGUCUAGGAGGUGGUUUUGUUGGAUCUCUGUUCUGUGGGUGGAUUGCAGAUGGAGUUGGGCAUAGAAGGGGUUUCCAGUUGUGUGCUUUGCCUAUGAUCAUUGGGGCAUCAAUGAGUGCAACAGCAAAAAGCCUUUGGGGUAUGCUUUUGGGAAGGUUAUUUGUUAGAACUGGAAUGGGACUUGGCUCACCUCUUGCGGCUCUUUAUGUGGCUGAGGUCUCACCUGCAGCUGUAAGGGGUACUUUUGGGAGCCUAACUCAGAUUGCAACAUGUCUUGGACUCAUGAGUUCUCUCUUUAUUGGACUCCCAGCCAAGCAAAUGGUGGGAUGGUGGAGGAUUUGUUUCUGGGUAUCUGCCAUUCCUGCUGCAUUACUUGCCCUUUUCAUGGAGUUCUGUGCAGAGAGUCCUCAUUGGCUUUUUAAGAGAGGAAGAAGCAUUGAAGCUGAAGCAGCAUUUGGGAAGCUAUUAGGAGGGAUACAUGUGAAACCUGCAAUGGCUGAACUUUCAAAGUCCGACAGAGGCGAUGAAUCCACCACAGGAAAACUCUCAGAAUUACUCUAUGGCCGCUAUUUCAGAUUGACGUUCAUUGGAUGUACGCUUUGUGCUUUACAGCAGCUAUCUGGCAUAAAUGCCGUUUUCUAUUUCUCUUCAGCCGUUUUUAAAAGCUUUGGUGUACCGUCAGAUCUUGCAAACACAUGUGUAGGAAUUUGCAAUUUAUUGGGGUCAGUACUUGCAAUGAUUCUGAUGGAUAGACUUGGAAGGAAAGUGCUUCUCUUGGGGAGCUUUUUUGGCAUGGCCGUAUCAAUGGGUCUACAAGUCAUUGCUGCAAGUUCUUUUGCAUCAGGAUCUGGAGCAAUGUAUAUAUCUGUUGGUGGGAUGUUGAUGUUUGUCCUGUCAUUUGCUGUUGGUGCUGGUCCUGUUCCUGGUCUCCUCCUCUCCGAAAUCCUACCUGGCAAGAUUAGAGCAAAGGCAAUGUCUAUUUGUAUGGCUGUGCAUUGGGUGAUAAACUUCUUCGUUGGUCUAUUAUUUUUGCGCUUGCUGGAGCAACUCGGGGCACAACUCCUCUAUACUAUUUUUGGUUCAUUUUGUGUAAUGGCUGUCAUUUUUGUGAAGAAAAAUGUCCUCGAAACAAAAGGCAAGUCACUCCAAGAAAUUGAGAUUGCACUUCUUCCACAACAACAAAACUAG